AUGAUGAAAACUAGCAUCGUAAUAGGGAAACGGUACGAGCUGGGGAGCGUUUGCCAGAAGACAGCUCAUGGGUUUCUAUAUUUAGCUGUUGAUCGGUAUACUUAUAGACCGUGUGUGUGUAAGAGAUUGAUUUACUCAAAGCUCUCACUCUCGUUGCUCUCGCAGUUGCACUUGAAUAUAUCACUGACGCGCACACUUAGACAUCCAAAUUUGAUGGAAUAUUUGGAGAUAGCUGAGGGAGACUCUAUAGGUUCAUCGUUUUUGGUCAUGAAGGACAUGCGCACAGAUAGUUUAAAGAUGCACCAACGGUUACGUUUUGGAACAGGAAGCUAUCAGCUCCCUACAUUUUCCAGCCCAAGUAAGCAGACCUUUUGGCUCGUCCUGAUGCAAUUGGCGGAACUUCUUGCUUAUCUUCAUAGUCCGUCUAAGAGAAAUGCACCGGACAUCAGUACAGUCAUUCUGCGCUCUCUAGACCCUGCUGGCAUUUAUCUGGAUAAUCUGGGAGUGGUAACGGUGGCACAGAUACGAAUGUCCAAAUACAUUGAAACGAAUAACGUUGAUUGCCAGUCUGCAAAUACCGCCCGCUACCUUUCUCCAGAGAUCUUGAUGGGUAAGCAAGCUACGUGGGCUUCAGACAUCUGGUCCUUAGGAUGCUUCAUGUAUGAGUUCUAUCUCGGAGUGCCGUACAUUCAAGGGACGUGCUUGUCAGAGAUUCUACACUCCAUCUCAGCACCGCCCUCCUUCAAAAGUGACCCUCUACUGACCGGUAAAGAUGCCAAUAUAAUCUCGCUUCUUUCUCAGAUGCUUGCUCCAGAGCCUAGCCAGCGUAUCUAUGCAAAGCAAAUCUUGAAGCUGAAUACAGUCUGCGAUAUAUGGAGAACGUAUAGGCGGGUCAUUUCUCAUAACGAAGCACUACGGAAGACACAACCUGCUCAAUCUCCAAUGCUCUCCAGUGAGAUCCAACAUGAUCUUCUUUGUGUUUGUGGGAAGCCAGUGGGAAACUGCUGUACGUUAAAUCGAGAGCUGGUGUCCCAGUUUGGGCUAACAUCAUCAGAAAGGUCAAAGCGUAUCCCCACAGUGUCGUCUGAACAUGGUACGUCGUCGAUACUAACUGCUCCAGGGACAAUUCUUGCCGACUAA
Messenger RNA from Giardia duodenalis, 1140 nucleotides. RefSeq names its product Kinase, NEK. The transcript has a single exon. Gene Ontology annotation, molecular function: protein kinase activity; ATP binding. NCBI's taxonomy places the organism in Eukaryota, Fornicata, Diplomonadida, Hexamitidae. Gene Ontology annotation, biological process: protein phosphorylation. Bases 1 to 1140 code for a protein of 379 amino acids. The record is from RefSeq and is a predicted model, not a curated record.